AUGACAGGCGGCGUGCACGAGCAUAUGCGGGCGUGGGAGCCCGAGGAGGACAGAACGAUCCUGCGACUGCUCGGCGAGCUGGGCCCAAAGUGGUCUCGCAUCGUGCUCUCGCUGCCAGGCGCGUGCGCCCCUCUCGCCUCCCGCAAGCACCGCCGGUCCGUCUCGUCCGUGCGCAACCGCUGGCAGCGGAUCGAGAAGGGGCGCAAGCUGCGCGAGGCUGGGCAUGCGUCCAAGAAUCGGUGCCAGCGCUGCGGCGCCCCGAAGCGAGGGCACGUCUGCCUUGCAAAGCUUGACCAGCGAGCAAGCGCCGACGCGGUGGCGGCAGCGGGCCUCGGCCAGGGCGGCGGCGGCGUCGCGACCAGCGCUCCUUCGCUCCCGCGGCAUACCCAAGCCUCUGGAAGAGAGGCGGCCGCCAGCGGAGCAUCGGCGGCGGUCGGCGGAGUUUCGGCAGCGGCCGGCGGAGUUUCGGCGGCGCUCGCCGCCGCCGCGCUGAUGGCUGCGCAGGCAGAGGAGGCCGAGGCGGAGGAGAGAGUGAACAGCGGCGGCGCGACUUCGGCGGCGGCGGCGUUGCCUUCGGUGCCGAUGCCCGUGCGCCAGAUGUCGGGUGCCCCGGCGGUCGAGUCUGCCUCCUCCGCCGGCGCGGCUGGCGAGCGGUUAGGCGGCGCGGCGCGCGGUGAGAGCUAG
This is a messenger RNA of Emiliania huxleyi CCMP1516, 684 nucleotides long. RefSeq lists its product as hypothetical. The record is from RefSeq and is a predicted model, not a curated record. NCBI's taxonomy places the organism in Eukaryota, Haptophyta, Isochrysidales, Noelaerhabdaceae. The transcript has 4 exons. Bases 1 to 684 code for a protein of 227 amino acids.